CCGGACACUGCCCUGUAUCUCUCAUGCUGCUGAGCGGACACUCCACGGCUCCAGCCAGCGGUCUCCAGCAGCAGCAGUCAGCGGAACCCAGCAGGACCGUCCGGGCAGACACCAGCCGUAGCAGCCUCAGCAGCAGAGGGAGUCCCCCAGCCGCCUCCAGCACGGGACAGCAAUGCGCCGGCAGCAUGGCCAAAUGGAUCAAGGAGCACCUGGGCUUCAAGAGCUCCAAACCGCCUCCUCCUGCCCCUCCUAAACCGGAUUAUAGGCAAUGCCUGGCAGGGGGAGCCCAGCCUCACCACCACCACCACCAUCAUCACCACCUGCACUCCACUGGACUACAGUUCCCCGUCACCCCAGCGGGACAGCCGGACAUACUGGCCGCUUACAAGCUGCAGAAAGAAAGAGACUUUGAAGACCCCUAUACGACGACUUCUAGUAGCACUACUUCAGCUUCCUUACCCAACUCCUCUGUAGUGCCCACUGCGCCCCCCGCUUCUACUGCCCAGUCCCCAUCCUCUCCUUCUCCCUCUCCUGAUGUCAAGUAUGUGUCCCCAAAGCACAGACUCAUCAAAGUGGACACUGGAGACAAAGGGGCGUCUAGUCCGACCAGCAGCACUAACCCUUCAGCCAGUAACCCUUCCAGCACCAUCAAGUCCCCUCCUGCCACAGCUGUGACCCCCCAGCUAGAAGACGGCAAACAGGACAAAGUAGUCAUUGUUGAAGACUAUGCAGACCCUUUUGAUGCAAAACAGGGCCCAGGGAGCCAGGCUACAGCAGAGAUCGUAACAGAGAAUGAUGGCUACAUGGAACCAUAUGAGGCUCAGAAAAUGAUGGCAGGUAAGAAAAUAGCUGCAUUUAG
Molecule: messenger RNA, 859 nt
Organism: Nanorana parkeri
Lineage: Eukaryota; Metazoa; Chordata; Amphibia; Anura; Dicroglossidae
Product: SH2 domain-containing adapter protein B-like
Exons: 2
Molecular function (GO): phosphotyrosine residue binding
Source: RefSeq, a predicted model, not a curated record